Zea mays is the source of this 2415-nucleotide messenger RNA. RefSeq names its product phosphatidylinositol/phosphatidylcholine transfer protein SFH6. NCBI's taxonomy places the organism in Eukaryota, Viridiplantae, Streptophyta, Magnoliopsida, Poales, Poaceae. The record is from RefSeq and is a predicted model, not a curated record. The coding region runs from base 296 to 2110 and encodes 604 amino acids. The transcript is spliced from 14 exons.
CCCAUGGACCUGAUCUUGCCGGGAACCGUGUACCUCCGCCUCUGUCCUCUCUCCACCGAUGAAGGGAAAGCAGAAGCUUCUUUUCCCCUUCCUCCAAAAAAGGCAUCAAAAUUCUUUGCUAAAAAAGGCUUCAAAAUUCUCCGCUUAGGGAAAAAAACUUGAUUAGGAGCAAUCCAUCGUUUCUUUACUCCUCGAUCGAGAGCCCCAUUCGUUAGGGGUUAGGGUCGUAGCGAGGGCUCUGAAAUUGGAAUCCCAACAGAGGAAUUACACCCGCUUUGGGACUUCGGAGAAGGGAAUGUCGGCAACCAUCGACCGGCUCGCGACACCGAGUCAUGAGGGUCGUGCACACAGUGACGAAAAGCGAGAGUGCAAUUCUGAUGAAGAGAACUCAGAAGGAGAAAGAAAGCCCAAAAAGGAUUCCUUCAAGAAGAGAGCAGUUACUACAGGGUAUAGAUUUAGGCAUUCCUUAAGGAGAAAGAGUAAAACAAAGAAUGAUAACCAUAUAGCCUCAAUAGAAGACAUAAGAGAUGUUCAAGAGCUGGAGAUUGUUGAAAGGUUUCGCCAGUGUUUACUUGAUGAUGGUCUGUUGCCAGAACAUCACGAUGAUUAUCACACGAUGUUGAGGUUCCUGAAAGCAAGAAAAUUUAAUAUUGACAAAGCAAAACAUAUGUGGUCAGAGAUGCUUAGAUGGAGGAAGGAAUUUGGUGCUGACAAUAUAGAGGAAUUUGACUACACUGAAUUAGAUGAAGUUGUGAAGUACUAUCCGCAGUUUUACCAUGGUGUGGACAAAGAUGGAAGACCCGUUUACAUAGAACUAAUUGGGAAAGUUGAUACCAACAAACUAGUGCAGAUCACAACUAUUGACCGCUAUUUAAAAUAUCAUGUCAAGGAGUUCGAGAGAUGUCUCCAGAUGAGGUUUCCAGCUUGUUCUAUUGCUGCGAAAAGGCACAUAGACUCGUCUACUACGAUAUUGGAUGUGAAAGGCGUGAGCCUAAAGAACUUCACAAAAGAUGCAAGAGAGCUAAUUAUGCGGUUGCAGAAGAUCAACAAUGACAACUAUCCAGAGACCUUAUAUCAACUGUACAUCAUAAAUGCUGGCCAAGGAUUCAAGAUAUUAUGGGGUACAAUAAAAUCAUUUCUUGAUCCAGAAACCGCUUCAAAAAUUCAUGUCCUUGGAAACAAGUACCAAACUAAAUUACUUGAAAUAAUCGAUGGCAGUGAACUCCCAGAAUUUCUUGGUGGCAAGUGCAGGUGUGAAGAAUAUGGAGGUUGUCCAAAAUCAGACAAAGGCCCUUGGAAGGACCCUGAAAUUUUCAAGAGGGUUAUCAAUGGUGAGGCAAACUAUGGUCGACAAGUUCUUGCUGUAUCAAGCAUAAAUCAGAAGGAAGUUGGUUGUACUGAACACACAACUGAGCAGGAAAAAGGCAAUGAUGCCUCUGCUAAAUCUAUUUCUCAGGUGGAAGAUGUUUCUUCUUCAACGGCUUUAGUGGAUCCCAUCAUAAGCCCUAAUUUGACCCAUGUGGAUGAGUUAAAAUUUCAAGGACAUGCUUCCUCAUCUGAUGCUCCUCCCAUUAUAGGGGAUAGCAUCCCUGCUGCUGGCAAGGUCAUGGAUGCAUGCUCCAAUCCAAGAAACAGCUCGACACCUUCCAGCUCAGGUUCUUUCUCUUUGAGAAAUAUACCGGCAACAUUGGGAGGACUUAAAACUCGAAUUGUUGCAUGGUCAACAUUCGUAAUCCUGACCUUGUCAGCAUUCCUCUGUUCUGUGCUGAGCAUAGUGACCAAAAGGCUCUCAAACCAGGCCAUCACAUGUGACCACUAUAGUGCUGACUUCCAUCAAGGAUAUAUGGGAAAUGGCACCCUUACAUCCGUAUUGACACGGCUUGGUGAGCUGGAGGAGAAGGUACAAGCACUUGAAGCAAAGCCACCCCAAGUGCCAUUUGAAAAGGAGGAAUUGUUACAUACUGCUGUUUACCGCGUGGAUGUGUUGGAAGCUGAACUAAUUUCUAUGAAGAAGGCCUUGUAUGAGACAUUGAUUCGGCAGGAUGAGCUGCUUGCAUAUAUUGACCAACAACAGACAGCCAAAUUUUGUCGGCAGAAGUUCUGUUUCUAAGUACUGGAGUACCUGCCACCUAUUUUCGUCUCUUUGGAGAUCGCAUGCAGCUAUUGUGGACCCAGUAUACUUGCAAAUGUUUUCAUAUUUGUUGCAGUGUAAAGAAAUGCAAUUUUUAGAAAUACAUAGGAUUGAGGAGCAUGGUAGCUUGUCUUGAGAUCGUGUUUUAGCGACAAAAACAGAAAAGCUUGAUACCUUGUACGCAUUUUCAACCAGAUGCAGGCGUAAUCUUUCCCCAGUAUUUGGUGCAAGGCUCCAGUAUUUGGUUUGCUUGUAUUAUACUAUCUCUAUUCUCGAAUAUUUGU